AUGGCAAGUAUUGGUAAUAUCCAAAACUACUGGAUCAUACCCAUUUUUCUUUGGCUAAUCUCAAUCCUUCUUCUAAACCUGCUCAAGAAGAUAACCCAACCAACCCUUCACCUUCCUCCAAGUCCGCCGGGACUUCCAUUCAUUGGCCACCUUCACUUUCUCAGUCCAGUGGUAACCAAAUGCUUCUCAUUCCUCUCAUCUAAAUAUGGCCCUCUCCUCUAUCUCCGAUUCGGCUCUCGUCCUGCCAUUCUUGUCUCGUCGGCUUCUUUUGCAACUGAGAUUUUCAAAAGAAACGAUGUUAUUUUUUCAAAUAGGCCGAAGACACCAUUUGAUGAUAGGUUAAUAUUUGGAGAAUACGGCAUUCUGAAUUGUCCCUAUGGAGACUACUGGAGAUCCAUGAGGAAACUAUGCGUAACAGAAUUACUUGGAAUUCGCCAAGUCGAAAGAUUUAUUGACGUUCGAAACGAAGAAAUACAAAAACGUUUCUUGAAAAAACUGUUAGAGAAAGCUCAUAGAAAUGAGAAUCUUGAUUUGGGUAAGGAGCUAAUGAAGCUAACGAAUAAUAUUAUAUGCAGAAUGGUAAUGGGAACAAGGUGUUCCGAGGAAGAUGAUGAAGCAGAAAGGUGUAGAGAGCUUGUUCAUGGGGCAUUUGAUUUGGCUGGAAAGUUGGCUGUUGCUACUAUGUUAGGUCCUCUUAAAAAAUUAGGUUUUUGGUUGAACAGGAAAGAAUUAAGCGAUAUAACUAGAAAGUGCGAUGAGUUGUUGGAUAAGAUUUUGGAAGAGCAUGAAGACAGAGCUAAGAGAAAUAAUGGUGAUGACAAAGAAGUUAAAGAUUUAUUGGAUAUUCUACUGCAAGUGUGUCAAGAUAAAGAUACAAAAUUCAAAAUAAGCAAGAACCACAUUAAGGCCUUCAUUAUGAUCAACGCAUAUUCAAUAAUGAGAGAUCCAGAGAUUUGGGAAAACCCUAAUAAAUUCUAUCCUGAGAGAUUCCUGCAAGAAAAGGAAAUUAAGAUGCAAAACAAAUUAAAUUUUCUCUCGUUUGGUGCGGGAAGGAGAUCAUGCCCUGGUUCUCAUUUAGCUUCGAGUGUAAUUCAUAUUACUAUUGCAUCAAUGGUUCAAUGCUUUGAUUGGAAAUUUGUUGGAGAUGGAAAUGGAGGUAAUAAGGUUAAUAUGGAAGCUAAAGCAGGCAUGACUUUCCUGGCACAUCCACUUCUGUGUGUUCCUGUGCUUCACUUCAACCCAUUUCUUUCUUAA
Messenger RNA from Jatropha curcas, 1254 nucleotides. The record is from RefSeq and is a predicted model, not a curated record. NCBI's taxonomy places the organism in Eukaryota, Viridiplantae, Streptophyta, Magnoliopsida, Malpighiales, Euphorbiaceae.